Messenger RNA from Corylus avellana, 525 nucleotides. The record is from RefSeq and is a predicted model, not a curated record. Lineage: Eukaryota; Viridiplantae; Streptophyta; Magnoliopsida; Fagales; Betulaceae.
AAAUCCUUGGCAUCACUAUACACAUCUAUAUAUAUAGACUAGCUAGGUAGGGGAAGCCAAAUCAUCUUUAUCAAUCUGUGCUAAGCUUUCAGUUGAUUAUAAGCUACUUCGUUUCUUGGUAUAACUUUCACUAGCUAGGAAAAUAUGGCCUCUCUAAAGGGUAAGUUGGAGACUGAAAUAGAGAUUAAGGCAGAUCCUCAGAAGUUCUACGAAAUCUUUAAGAAACAAGCCCACCAAGUUCCCAACGCCACUCCUGACCAUAUACAGGCAGUUGAGGUGCAUGAAGGUGAUUGGGAGACACAUGGCUCCAUCAAGCUCUGGAAAUACACUGUUGAGGGGAAUGCCGAGGUUUUCAAAGAGAAGGUUGAGUUUGAUGAUGCAAGCAAGACAGUAACUCUUGUUGUUUCCAGAUUUGCAGCAUAUUUCGGCGAAUCACGUCUCCAACCACUGUCUAGGCCAUCUGAACUUUCUGAAAUAGACAUCAAUUUCUUUGCUUUUCCAUCAAUGCUACAAGCUCAUUCCUAA